This is a messenger RNA of Corapipo altera (White-ruffed manakin), 661 nucleotides long. RefSeq names its product troponin C2, fast skeletal type (gene TNNC2). The record is from RefSeq and is a predicted model, not a curated record. Gene Ontology annotation, cellular component: myosin II complex. Lineage: Eukaryota; Metazoa; Chordata; Aves; Passeriformes; Pipridae. Gene Ontology annotation, molecular function: calcium ion binding. The transcript is spliced from 6 exons. The coding region runs from base 99 to 581 and encodes 160 amino acids.
UACAAAUUGGGGUGCCAGGGGUACCGCGGUGCUUCUGGGAGUUCCUGCUGCAGGAGCUGGUGAUUCUCUGGGGCUGGGAAGCACAGUAAAUUCCCACAAUGACGGACCAGCAGGCAGAAGCCCGUGCCUUCCUCAGUGAGGAGAUGAUUGCGGAGUUCAAAGCCGCCUUCGACAUGUUUGAUGCUGAUGGCGGUGGAGACAUCAGCACCAAGGAGUUGGGGACAGUGAUGAGGAUGCUGGGCCAGAACCCCACCAAAGAAGAGUUGGACGCCAUCAUCGAGGAGGUGGAUGAGGAUGGCAGCGGUACCAUCGACUUCGAGGAGUUCUUGGUGAUGAUGGUGCGCCAGAUGAAAGAGGACGCCAAGGGCAAGUCUGAGGAGGAGUUAGCCAACUGCUUCCGCAUCUUCGACCGGAAUGCCGAUGGGUUCAUCGACAUUGAGGAGCUGGGUGAGAUCCUGAGGGCCACCGGGGAGCCUGUCACCGACGAGGACAUAGAGGACAUGAUGAAGGACUCAGACAAGAACAACGAUGGCCGCAUCGACUUUGAUGAGUUCCUGAAGAUGAUGGAGGGUGUGCAGUAAGGGACCAGACAUUCCUUGGGCCGGCUGCUGCACCCAGCCCCGCUCCCCCACUGCCCAGGGAGCAGCAGCUCUGCAGCACC